Molecule: messenger RNA, 6763 nt
Organism: Orbicella faveolata
Lineage: Eukaryota; Metazoa; Cnidaria; Anthozoa; Scleractinia; Merulinidae
Product: polycystin-1-like protein 2
Biological process (GO): detection of mechanical stimulus
Cellular component (GO): membrane
Molecular function (GO): calcium ion binding; calcium channel activity; protein binding
Source: RefSeq, a predicted model, not a curated record
AUGUAUGUGAGAAAUGAUAACCGAACUCNGCUCGGAAAUUACGAAUGCCAGGCUUUUGCAAAGGGUGAUGUAAAAUUUACUGAUCGACUCGGCUUUUCCGUUGCUGUCAUACAAAGAUCAGAAAUUCCCAAAGUUGUUAUUUCUCGAGCUGGUGUUCCAGAACAUAACGGUAACAUCAUCUUAAUCUGCGACAUUAUCGAGAGAGGCGACAAGGUAGGAACCACACUGACGAGUAUCUCAUGGUUUAAGGAUGGAGUGGUGUUGUCUAAAUCAACCAGAUAUCCGGUUGAUCUAGACAGCUUUCCUCUCUUUCUUCAAGAACUUAACGAAAGUGACAAGGGGAACUACACCUGUGUUCUUGAAGCGCUGUUGCGGAAUACCUUGAAGUACAAUGUGACGGAUCACAUUCUCAUUGAAGUAAACGCCCCACCAUUAAAGUGUUACAGAUGUGUAGGCUCAGGCCAGGAUUGCCGUGAUGAAGUGCUGUCCAAAAAUAGCAGCUCCCAAGUGGUUUGUGAAGGCAACGAAGACCGUUGUGUUUGGGUUUACCAAAGAAAAAACAGUAGCCUUGACAGCUUCGGUAUGGGAUGCCAUAGUGCACGAUUCUGCGAGAAGCUUCCUCAAAUAUGUCACGAUGUACUGAGUUCUAAUGAAGACGAAUGCUGUGAUGGUUCCUGUUGCGACUCUGACUUUUGCAACAAACUGAAGUAUACAGAUGGACGAUUCUGUAAGAGGACACAAAAUCUCGUGGCAGCCAUCUACGGAGGGGUGGAAGUCAUCCGAGGGGUCACUGAGAACAUUACGAUGAACGGUUCGCUAUCUUAUGACCCCGAAACUGGUGAUAACGAAGGAAUGAACUUUACUUGGCGCUACGGUACAAUACCAAGAAGCAACCAUUCCAGUCUUCAGUUCCUGACACAAGGCUCAUUUACGCAUGUAAAUGGUUCAGCCAUAAAAAAUACAGGGACAAGCUUCGGUCGCACUAGUUCGAUCAACUCUAAUUUUACAAACGAAAAUGAUACGUUAAUUAUCAAAUUGACCGUAGCUAAAGACUAUCGCACCUCAAGCGUUAUUCAAGUCGUUCAUCUUGUGGAAGGAAGUCCACCUAGAAUAUAUCAAAGAUGUCUCAUCAAUUGCGGUCCAAAGGUGGUACCCUCCGUCAAACUGAGCAUUGAAUCGAUUUGCCAAGGAUACCAGUGCUCCAACAUAUCAUCAUAUCAUUGGAUGCUCUACCAAAGAGACAAAUCCAAUCCUACUGUAUGGAACCAUUGUAAUGAUUUGCAUUUGAUGACGAGCACACCACUCAAUUCAAGCAGACUUGUCAUAAAGGAGAACUCAUUCAACAGUGGAAUGAACUACCGAUUGGCAAUAGUUGUUACAAGUGAAAACAGCUUUGCAGGAAUCAGUGCCUAUGAUAUUUUAACGUCAUCUCCCCCAGUGGGAGGUACCUGUUCCAUAGAACCUUCGUCAGGGAUAGCAUUAAGAACUUACUUCACUCUGAGUUGCAGCGGGUGGACUAGUUCCAACACCCCUUUGUCCUAUCAGUUUCAAUUACAACUUUUUCAUGGGCUCACCAGUGUGGUAUACCAUGGUUUGAAUACAUCAGUUGAGUCUCUAUUGCCAUCUGGAGACUUGUCACAAAAUUUCACGUUGAAGUUAAAUGUUACUGUGAUCGAUAGCAAUGGUGCAUCUGCUACAUACGCAAACUUGUCUGUCCAGAUUAAGCCAUUCAAGGACAUUAAUUCCGAGACCAUCAAAAAGCACCUGGAUGAUUUAGAUGACCUUAACAAAGCAGAUGACCUUAACAAAGCAGUGCAAAUUGCAAAUACCGUGUUAAAAGCAAUUUCAAGUUUGCCUACUUUACAGCAAAGCGAAAUAAUAAAGGCCAAAGAAUUGAUUGUGGCGAAGAUUGCUACCUUUCAAGUGAGAAACCUCCCAGACCUUUUGCAAAGUUCCUCAGUGUUUGGUUCAGCCACUCGAGAUAGAGAAACAGUGUCUACAAAAACGCUGUUCAUUUCGUUAGCUGCAAUCGACUCGAUGACUUCAUUCCUGAUGUCCAAAGCGAAAGCGAAGAAUGUAAAUGACAUACCACUGAUUACGAGUUCAGCUAAAAACCUGGGUUUCUGUCUGAACAACAAGUUAAAGAUUGGAGCAGUUAUGGCGUCUGGAACGUCCGUGCCUUUACAGGGACGACAAGUGGUUAAACGGUGCAUGCAGCUUCUAAGCACUGUAAGUGAUGCGAUACUUGCAGUGAGACUCCCAGAUGAGGAAGCUAUAUCUAUCCAGACGAGUGAUUUGUCCUUCACAUUAGGGCGGUAUACACCGGCUAGACUUAGUGGAUUGAAGAUUAAAAGUGAUCAUGGAAACUUCGUUUUGCCUGUGGAUAGUAACGCUUUGGUCUUCCAGGUCGCCAACAAUGAUUUUGUGGAUGCUCAGAUGUUAUCCAUAGCAUUUAAUCCUUUCACUUGGGACCGCACAAGAGAGCGAGUCAAUUCCUAUGUAUUAUCCUUGGACUUAAAAGAUGAUCAGCAAAAGGUUAUGGAAAUUUCUGAACUUUCAAGUGACGUUGACAUCGAGAUGACACCAAAACCCCAGAACUACCCUUUACAAAAGUCGCCCUUCUUCACAAAUAAUAACUCUCCUCGCUUUCAUGAGAUGAAAGUUGAUUACGAAAAUACAGUGGUACAACUUGAUAUUACACCCGACGACGCGCUUGUAAAUUUGGUUUUAUACAUCAGAUUUGGUCAACGACCAACCCUCAAAGAACAUGACCUCAAUGCCACUGCAUCCAGCUAUGAAAGAUGUAUUUGGACGAAAAUGAAGGAAAACCUCGAAGGGAAAAAUGGUUGUUAUUCCAACCGUUUAAUUGAAGUUCUUGCCAAGAGACCCGGAAUGUACUACUUAGCACUGUUAAGCGAUAGCAACAUUACUAAAUCCCAAAAGAGACAGAAACGUUCAUGUUUUGGCCAACGACGGCAAAGAAGAGCCUGUGUUGAUACAAAAAGUCCCCCUCCUACCCCACCUCAAAGUGAAAAUGUAAGUGUUGUGCCUGUUUAUGAUCCGAGCACUGAUCACAACUACACUUUGAGAGUGGCAAUGGGAAGCUGCGUUUAUUGGUCAGACAGGAAGCAGAUGUGGAUAACAGACGGCUGCCGGUUUCUAUCUGCUACCUUGAACGGAUCUCUCAAGUGUUCCUGUAACCAUUUGACGUCAUUCGGAGGAAGCCUUGUUGUCAAACCUAAUCCAAUCGAUUUCGACAAAGUCCUUGUAGAAUUCAAGAAGCUCGAUGAAACGGGAAAUGUGGCCGUUAUUGUGACAGUAAUGGUAGCAUUUAUGGUUUAUUUUCUUGUACUUCUUCUGGCCAGAAGAACGGACAAAAGGGAUGCCGCAAGGACAUCGCCUAGAAGACAACUUCCAACGUCAUCAAGUAACACAUACGAAUAUGAAAUAACUGUUACAACUGGGAUCUGGUGGAAUUCUGGUACAACAGCCAAGGUUGCCAUGGAGAUACAUGGUGCCGAAGGAAGGAGUGGGAUUAUACAGCUUGGUACUGAAUCCGGCUCGAAUGACUCACUGUUUUAUCGAGGAAGCUCGGAGGUCUUUGUUCUCACUGUUGACAAAUCCCUGGGUUUUAUACAUGGUGUGCGAGUGGGACACGAUAACUCUGGAACAAGUCCGUCCUGGUUUCUUGAAGAUAUUGUCAUUAUGGACAAACAAACCCAAACAUCGUGGACGUUUGCAAACAACAAGUGGUUAGCUCUUGAGCGAGGCGACGGACGAAUAGAGAGAAUGUUAAAGCUAUUGGUGAAUGACGACACUUUCAAAACCAAUGUGUUAAAACGAUGGUGGAAGGGUCUUACAGAGAAACACAUUUGGGUGUCAGUGUUAGCGAAACCACCAAGAGAUCCUUUCUCAAGAGUGCAACGUGCAUCAUGCUGUCUUUCAAUACUUCUGUCAGCCAUGCUUGCAAAUGCUAUGUUUUAUGAUCUGACCGGAAAAUCCGAACAAGUCAUUCAAGUCGGGCCAUUGAAGUUUUCUUGGAGACAGGUUGUUAUUGGAGUUCAAAGCACCCUUGUUGUGGCACCGAUAAACAUUCUUAUUGCAUUCUUGUUCCAAAAGGGGAGCUCGAGAACGACUAAUCAACUGCCGCGUAGAUGUUGUGUACAUAAUUUGAAUGUUUACAUUGCUUGGUUUCUCUGUUUUUGCACCUGUGUUGUUUCUGCGACAUUUUCGAUAUUUUAUAGCCUUGUUUGGGGAAAAAGCCUAAGUGAACAGUGGUUGUCUUCGAUGCUUAUAUCAUUUUCCCAAGAUGUCACUGUCAAUGAACCUGCUAAAGUACUUGCUGCAGCUGUAUUGCUGGCAGUCAUUAUAAGGUUGAAGAGGGGUAACAGCGAAGGUUACUCAAUCCUUGCAGAAACUAGUGCUCAAAAUAUCCAGUGCUCAAAAGAAAGGAUAUGGACCAUAAAUAUAUCCGAAGUAGAGGCAAUGAGAAGACGUCAGACGAAGAAACAGAACAUCUCUCGUUUCUACAUCGAGCUCAUUGUUUACUGUACGUUUGUUUUUAUUUUGAUGGUGGUAUGUUAUGGAAGUAAAAAUGAUCACCAGUAUUUAUUGGCGAAGUCAACCCGUGACGGCCUACAAGGUUUCCACACGGUUUUCAACAACUCUCUUUACUGGAAUUGGCUGCGUACUGUUUUCCUGCCUGGCGUUUAUGCUGGAGUGUGGUACAAUAGACAAGUGGAAAAACAAAGUAUAUAUAUUGGCAACAAGCGUUCAGUUCUUGUUGGAAUGCCUCAAUUAAGGCAACUAAGAGUCAAACCAAAGCCUUGCGAAGUUUUGGACCACAUGAAGCCAACCUUCCCUGUAUGCUAUGAUGUGUACUCAGACAAAAACGAAGACACGACGCCUUUCCACAAACCGGGUUGGAUCCCAUUCGACAAUUCUACGACGAAAGACGAACUAUUCCGGCUCUGUCCGAAGCCAUGGCGAUAUGAGAAGCCUGGACAAACCGAUGUAGUACCGAAGUGGGGACAGUUUUCCCUGUACCCUGGAGGAGGAUUCAUAGCUGAUCUUGGCUAUGAUAUUAAAACCGCGCUCGUCAUACUUGAGACAUUACAAAGACAAAACUGGUUGGACCUGCAAUCACGCUCUGUCAUUUUAGAGUUCGCUGCUUUUAACCCUUCUACAAAUUUCAUAGUUGUUGCCACUUAUUUCUACGAAAUCCAAUCGUCCAGUUACAGAGCACCAUUGGAGAAGAUCAACAUUAUCUCUGUGUAUUCCAAGGAAACUGGAUCGCAUCAAUUUUAUCUAGUUUGUGUACUAUUACUCAUCAUAUUCGUCUUACUUUAUGUGGGAAGAACAUGCUACAGAGUUUAUCAGCUACGAUCAGGAUUUUUCAAAUCCUUCUGGAAUUGGAUGGAAAUCUUUCAAGUUUUAGUAUCAGUACUUGCUGUGGUAAUGAACAUUGUCCGAUCAGCCAAAGCCGUCUCGACAGUUAGAAAGCUGAAAGAAAACGUUUACGCAAAUGCAACUUUCCAAGAAGUCAUCGCCUGGACAGAGGCCGAAAAUGGCGUCUUAGGUAUUCUGGUCUUCAUAGUAACAUUGAAACUUUUACGGCUUAUCCGUUUCAACGCGCAUGUUGCUGUAUUUUCGAGAACGUUGAAAAUAUCUUCAAAGCUUCUUCGUUCUUAUACGGCAGUCCUUGCAGUUGGCUUCAUGGCAUUUCUUCAUUUUGGCGUUCUUAUCUUCGGCACUGGGUCUGAAAAAUAUUCCUCGAUCCUGAAAGCCACAUAUUUCCAGCUAGAAUUAAUCUUAGGCCGAGUCAAGGCAAGACCCAUCAACCAGUUAUCAGAUGCAAAUGAUACAUUUGGCAGAAUAUUUGCGGCUCUGCUCCUUAUAAGCCUCACUAUUAUGUUCAUGAACUUUUUUAUUGCUGCAAUAAACGAUGCACUGUCAGAUGCGAGGACCGCUGUAACUCAGAACGAACUUCAUGCCCUUGUAGAUGAGCGUAACUCUACCAAUGACAAUAAUAGGAUGUUUUUUGAGGCUGUUAGCCAAUUCCUGAAGCAGCGAUCUUUAAAACGCAAACUUUCACUAUCGUAUGACAAAGGUCUAUACAAACACACCCUCAACUCCAGCGUCAACACGACAGUUGAUUUUGACUCGGUUAGAAGCCCAUUUCACGAGUCGAGGCAAAACAGAAAUCGAGAAUCAUCCCAACCAGAACCGAGUACCACGAAAAGGAAAUCAUUCUAUGAUGGAGUCAGUGACGCCAUUCGACAGCUCAGGCAAGCGCGUGGCAUGGGGAUUGUUACAAUACUGCGGAUAAACAAGCUUCGGAGGAAGGAAACAGAAUUGUUUGGCCUGUUAGAUGAGAUUGUUCAGGGUUACUCGGAAGAGGAAGAUACUUUUAUUGAUAUUUGCAACCAGAUGAAAUUAAAUCAUCUGUAAAAGACUAAUAGCACUGGGAAACGAAGGCCAAAUUACCAGCGUCAAGUGAUAGCCAUUGUCCAGACCCAAAGAAAUUUUUCAAGACCUGUUCAGACAUUUAAAACAUUUAACAAAAAAGCGUAUCUUUAAUUAAAUCAGCAAGUCCAAGUAAAAUUCUACAUAACAGACAGAAAGACAAAAACCCACUAAUCAUAGCUCAGUUGUGUUCUAUGAAUAUCAUUACGAGAGUUCAGUUACAAAAGAUGUUUGAAGUGAUAAACUGUUAUCCAAAAUGAAACCUUUGGUAAUAAAACCACCUGAGUACUUGUGAAAA